GGCCUCAACGACUCGACUGCGCGACUUCAAAAUUCACCAAUAAGGCAUGGCGGGAGAUCAAUUUUCUACGGUUACAUUUUCCCGCUAAAACACUAACACAGUACUUCUCUCUCUUCUUCCUUAUUUACAGAUUACCAAAACCCUCACUCUUAAUUUUUUCUCCAUCCAAACAUAAUUCAAUUUUACAACUACACAAUGCCUUCAAUCGCAGCCCUCAAUUCGUCUCCCUACAAGGAUAUGGUGGCCGUCAUAUCGGAGAAGCCCAGCGAGAUCACUCCAUCCAAUGUUCAAUCAACCACACCUCAGAAGCGGAAGUUGAGAUCUAACGGACCGCUGGUCCAGGAGACCCCGGUCUCUUUACCGGUGAAGCGGAAAUCCCCUCGCCGAUGCUUUUAUUCCAGCCCUACUGCCCCUGAAAAUGAAAUUGAGAAGGAUUCUUGCCAACAACUAGAGAAAACUUGCAAUUCUCCGCCAAAGAAAUUGUAUGAUGAUUUCACAGAUAAACCAAAAUUAAAUCCUAGAGAUAUAGUUCAAAUGAGUGCAGUGAAAGAGGCUUUGCAUGUAUCAACUGCACCAUCUGUUGUUGUGUGCCGUGAAGAUGAGCAGAAAAAGAUUUUUGAUUUCUGCAAGGCAUGUAUACAACAGGAAAAGGCUGGAAGUUUAUACGUGUGUGGGUGCCCUGGGACUGGAAAGUCAUUAUCAAUGGAGAAAGUAAAGCAACAUUUGGUUGACUGGGCUAAAGAGUCAGGUUUACAGUCCCCAGAAGUGUUGAGCUUGAAUUGUACUUCUCUAACAAAAACAUCUGAAAUUUUCAACAAGAUAAUGGGUAAAAACAUCCCAAAAAGAAGAAUAAAUGGAUCUGCUUCACCUCUACAGCAUCUUCAAAAUUUUUAUUCUCAGCAGCAGCAAUCAUCUGGCUCAAACAUGAUGUUAAUAAUUGCUGAUGAGUUGGAUUACUUGAUCACUAAAGACCGGGGUGUCCUCCAUGACCUUUUCAUGCUUACAACUUUUCCUUUCUCUAGAUGUAUAUUAAUAGGCAUAGCAAAUGCCAUAGAUCUAGCAGAUCGCUUUCUUCCAAGACUUCAAUCAAUGAAUUGCAAACCCAUGGUUGUGACUUUUAGGGCCUAUUCAAAAGAUCAAAUCCUCAGAAUACUUAAGGAGAGGCUGAUGGCACUACCUUGUUCUGUUUUUCACCCGCAAGCAUUGGAGCUCUGUGCCAGAAAAGUUGCCGCUGCUUCUGGAGACAUGAGGAAAGCACUGUGCAUUUGCAGGAGCGCAAUUGAGAUUCUAGAAGCAGAAUUGAGAGAAUCUGCAAGCAAUCUGAAUUCAUCUGCAGUGGAGAACGAGUUGUUCCAUCCACAAACUGCUCCAGCUUGUGAAUUCUUUAAAAGACUAGAAUCCAGUAUAGUGGGAAUUGAUCAUAUGGCUGUUGCUUUGUCAAAAGCAUAUAAAUCACCUAUAGUGGACACCAUUCAAUCUCUUCCUCAGCAUCAGCAAAUAAUAUUAUGUGCUGCUGUGAAAUUUUUCCGAGGAGGAAAGAAAGAUACAGUCUUAGGAGAGCUGAACAAAUAUUACAUAGACAUAUGCAAGUCAACGAUGAUACCACCAGUUGGAAUUUUGGAAUUUUUGAGCAUGUGCCAAGUGUUAAAUGACCAGGGUCUUCUGAAGCUAGGUCAGUGUCGUGAUGAUAAAAUGAGAAGACUGACGCUAAAAAUAGAUGCAGCAGACAUCACAUUUGCAUUGCAGGGUGUCCGUUUCUUUCGAAAUUGUCUUCAAUGAUUCUAUUAAAGUAGAUGCAUUUGCUCUGGUUCAACUUGGAAUUUAAUAGCUUAUUCAUCAUUAAGUUUUCUGCCAAAUCCAGAUUAGAGCCGUCAGCAGCUUGACAAGUUUGAUGAAUGAAGACAAACAUAUGUAUUCUCAUAUGCCAAAAAAUAGAAGAGAAAUGGUUUCCGUGCAGAUUUCCCGAAGUGGGAAUCAUCUUCCAGUAACCGAUAGAGUUUUACCUAUAGCAUAUAAAAGCAAGAUUUAUUCAAACAUUAUUUGUAAUUAGUCCCUUUUUAAAUGUUAAUAAAAGGACUGGUUAUGUUCUGUGCCCUGUAAUUAUAAUAUGCAAUUGACAGGUUCUCUGAACCAAGCACUUGCAAAUAAAAAGGUAUGCGCGUGGUAGUAUUGUAUAGACUAGUGAUUAUCUAUUUAUCUAUGCCCAAAGCACAUUAACUGGUGUCCUGAAA
This is a messenger RNA of Manihot esculenta (cassava), 2231 nucleotides long. RefSeq names its product cell division control protein 6 homolog B. Gene Ontology annotation, cellular component: nucleus. The transcript is spliced from 17 exons. Gene Ontology annotation, molecular function: ATP hydrolysis activity; DNA replication origin binding. Gene Ontology annotation, biological process: mitotic DNA replication checkpoint signaling; DNA replication initiation; cell division. Lineage: Eukaryota; Viridiplantae; Streptophyta; Magnoliopsida; Malpighiales; Euphorbiaceae. The record is from RefSeq and is a predicted model, not a curated record. Bases 196 to 1779 code for a protein of 527 amino acids.